AUGAAUGACAUUGAUACAUCUAGCACAAAUCAAAAAUAUAAUACUAGAGAAGAUCUACUUACAGAACCCAACAGUUCUGUGUAUUACCAAGAAUUUGAAAAGAAGAGACCCAAACGACGUAUCCCAAAGCCAGGUAUUGGUAUAUGGCUGGACCUGAAGGAUAGAUUACCCAUUUACAUCGAUGAUUGGAGAGAUUCUCUCGAUUACAGAGUCAUCCCCGCGGUGCUUGAAACCUAUUUCAAUAAUUUAUUACCUGCUAUUGCAUUUGCUCAGGAUAUGUUUGAUAGGACAGAUAACUCCUAUGGUGUUAAUGAAAUUUUACUUGCAAGCGCUAUGGCAGGUAUUGUUUUUGGGGUAUUGGGAGGGCAACCAUUAUGCAUUGUGGGUGUCACAGGCCCCAUUUCAAUUUUCAAUUAUACUGUUUAUGAGAUCAUUAAACCACUAAACACCAAUUAUUUUGGAUUUAUGUUUUGGAUUUGUAUAUGGUCCAUGAUUUUCCAUUUCCUCCUAGCAUUUGGAAAUGCAGUAUGCCUUUUACAAUAUGUCACCACAUUCCCCUGUGAUAUAUUUGGUUUGUUUAUUAAUAUCGUAUAUUUGGAGAAAGGAGUUCAAAUUUUGGUGAAGCAAUUCAAUUAUCAUGGUCACCAAGACGUUGCAGCCGGAUUUGCAGAUGUCGUUGUCGCUGUACUGAUGACGGUAUUUGGUACAACAUUUAAACAGUUCAACAAGACACCAUUCUUUAACCAUACUAUACGCACUUUCAUCUCAGAUUAUGCAACCGCACUAUCAGUUCUAUUUUGGUCUGGAUUCACUCAUUUUGGAGGAUACCUUAAUAAUAUCCAUUUUGAGAAACUACCCAUUACCAAAUCAUACUUCCCCACAUCUGAUACUUUCAGAGAUAGAUCUACAUGGCUAGCAUAUGCCAAGAUUCCAACAAAACAUAUUUUCAUUGCAUUGCCGUUUGGAAUAAUAAUGACAAUUCUUUUCUAUUUUGAUCACAACGUGUCAUCCUUAAUGGCACAAAAAUAUCAAUACAAAUUAAAGAAACCUUCUUCCUUCCAUUACGAUUUUGCCCUAUUGGGUGUUACGACAGGAAUUGCAGGCGUCUUGGGGAUUCCUGCUCCCAAUGGAUUAAUCCCCCAGGCUCCCUUACAUACCGAAUCACUAUUAGUAUUAGAUGAAAAUCAAGAAGUUGUGAGAUGUGUAGAACAGAGAUUUACUAAUACAGUUCAGGGGCUAAUGAUGUUAGGCACCAUGACAAGACCUCUUUUAGUCUGUCUUGGUGAGAUUCCUCAGGCAAUAUUAAGUGGCUUAUUUUUCACCAUGGGUAUUAAUGGAUUAAUUGACAAUGUAAUUAUUCAUAGAAUCAUGUGGCUUUUCAUGGAUAAGAAGAGGAAGGAUCCAGAAAACCCGUUAAAUGGUAUAUCCAAGAAAUCGUUAUUUUUCUUCCUUUGUUUCAGUUUAGCAGGAUUCGUGGCUGAAUUUGCCAUUACAAAUACAGUUGCAGCUAUUGGGUUUCCUUUGGUGUUACUUUUGAGUGUUAUUGUAUGCUUUCUAUUUCCGAAGAUAUUUACAAGGGAGGAAUUAGAUAUAUUAGAUGAGAAUGUGGCCAAAGAAUUUACCAUUAAGAACUUGUUAUUGAAGAAUAUAUGUGAUCCUGAUAACAAUAAUUUAACACCACAGGUUUCUGAUGAACUAUCUGACAUAUCUUCCAUGCAACACACUUCAGAUGAUAUUACCGCUUCAAUGUAUGAUGGUGAAUUGAGAGACAGGCCGAAAGAACCAGAAACAGCACAUUUAGGAGGGACAGCCCCAUAA
Messenger RNA from Naumovozyma castellii, 1818 nucleotides. It is a transcript of the gene BOR1, whose product is annotated as Bor1p. The record is from RefSeq and is a predicted model, not a curated record. NCBI's taxonomy places the organism in Eukaryota, Fungi, Ascomycota, Saccharomycetes, Saccharomycetales, Saccharomycetaceae. The transcript has a single exon. The coding region runs from base 1 to 1818 and encodes 605 amino acids.